CACCAAAGCUUGAAAUAAAAACUCAAAGAUUGGGAGGGAAGAAAACAAAAAGGAAAGGGAGGUGGGGAAAAAAGCAACACAAAAACAACCAUUUCCUUUGCUCUGUUAGAGACAGAGAGGAAACAAAUUAACAGAAUACUAUGCCAAAUAUAUAUAUAUAUCUGUAAAAAAAACUUCCUAUCAGCUGCUACUUCCAACCUCUCGCUCUGCCUCCCAUCCCUUAUACACAGACAGGACCUUGUGAGCACUCCAUUUUUCAUCCACUUACAGCUGGAAUAUCAUUAACAUCACUCUUUGUUGCUCAAGUUUCUGAUUUUUCCAUGAAGUUUGCUGAAAGAUUAGCCGGUUUUAGGAUCUGGGAAGUGUAGACCCUCACUUACAUAAAUUGCUUGUGAGCUGACAAGAGAGGGGUCACAUCUGGAACACAUCUGUCUCCUUGGAGUGUGAGAAGGAGAAAAUCUGAUUUUGGAUUUUUUUUUGCUGGGGCUGUUAGUACAGAGGGGUCCAGACGGGAAUGCUGUUGCAUCGCAGAGGAGAGGAGGUGAAGGUUACUUUGCAAGAGUGUGGAUAGAGUAUAAGAGGAAGGCUGGUGGAUCUUCUAAGACAGUUCACCCAGUUUCUUUUUCCUGGGGGACUGUCACCUCUCAGAAUGAGUGGGGAUGUCCUCUAGCCGCUCCUGACCCUGUGCAGUGCGGCCGGCGGGGGGCAUCCCAUUUGAGGGCAAAGGAAUUAGGUAGUUGGCGAUGGGCAUGCAGAAGCUGGUGGCUCUGGCUGUUGCGGUGGCUUUGCUAUCACUUAUACUAAAUAACAUAGCUGCCUUUACCCCAAACUGGGUGUACCAAACAUUAGAAGAGGGGCGCAAACGCAGUGUAGGGCUGUGGAAAAUGUGCCUGGCUGGGAGAGUGGCACUGGGGACCUAUGCUCGAAAUGGGCAAAUAGAUGAAAGGGAAUGCCACCCACUUGGAUGGGGAUCAGAACCAUCUGGCUUACAGGAAUCCCGCAACACAGUGAAAUUGCAGUUUGACAUGAUGAGAGCCUGUAAUCUGAUUGCUACAGUUGCCCUGACGGUUGGACAGAUCAUUUUUUUAAUGGGUCUGGUGGGGAUGACCAUUGUGUCUCAAGAUGCACAGUGGUUUGAAGAAGCUAUAGCAGCAUUAUUUCAGCUAGCAAGUUUUGUUCUGGUCAUUGGAUUGGUGACAUUUUACCGUAUUGGACCUAACACCUAUUUAUCCUGGUCCUGCUACCUGGACAUUGGAGCUUGCUUGCUUGCGACACUAGCUGCCGCUAUUCUCAUCUGGAAUAUCCUCCAUCGCCGAGAGGACUGCAUGGCUCCUCGCGUCAUCGUCAUCAGCCGCAGUCUUACUGCGCGCUUUCGCAGAGGACUAGAGAAUGAUUACGUGGAGUCACCAUGCUGAUAGCGGGCUAGGUGUAGAAUUCAUCAAAAAAAAUGGCAAAGCAGUCAUCAAUAAAAACAGGAAACGGAACAGCCGAGUGAAAACCUCUAAUUAUAGAACUUAAAAAUAUAUAUUUUGUCCUUCUUAAUGGUUUAUGAGGAGGACUUGGAAACUAAAGUGGUGAAAAAGACUCCCUAUGAUAAAAAAUACGCAAAGACUUGAAUUAAUGGAAUAUACAGCAUCAAGAUCAUAUAACAAACAUUCAUAAAGUUGCAGCGAGGAGUUAUUUGGGGUUUUAGAAAGUCUACGUGGAUACAAAUCAUGAAUAUAUUUGUGUUUUUUUAAUAUAUAUUUGGUACCUAAAAAUCUAAAACAGUGGACACUAUAGCAAUGUUUUCUUGGCUACAUGGUGGAAAUUCUAGAAACGGAAUACUCUCAACGUUGAUGUUUUUUUUUGUUUAUUUAAAUAUUUUACAGAACUACCAAAUGUAUUUGAGAGUUCCUCUAGGUCUGAUCCCACAGAAUCUAAUAUUCACUUCCACAUAGAAUGAACUUUUAAAGAGGCGUGAAAGGCACAAUUGUUUCAACGUUCAUAUGGAAGAGCAGGAAUUAUAAAGGCAGCACAUAUUUUUUUUUGCAUUGAAAAUAUUACAUACAAGCUAUUUAAAAUUAAUUGAAACCAGCAGGAAAUGCAUGUUUGUACAUAAAUUAUACCAAAGUAUCCAUUGCUUAGUUCUUUAUAGAAACAGCCCUUGCAGUUUUAUUGGCUGACAGGGACAAGUCUCCACAAGCCUCAAAACAAAAACUAGUUGUUUCAGCGCAAGAAAAUCAAAUCUGAAAAAAACAAUUUUAAAAUGUCCUCUUUAAAGAGACAGUAAAGUCAAAAUUAAACUUAAAUAGAUUGGAUAGAGCAUGACAUUUUAAACAACUUUCUAAUUAAGUUCUGUUAUCAAUUUUGCUUAAUUCGCUUGGUAUCUUUUGUUAAAGAGUAAACCUAGGUGAGCUCAGGAGUGUGCACGUGUCUUUAGCCAUCUGGUUGCAGUGUUUGAAAACAAUGUUUAUAGCAAUGUUCUAACACGACUGCUAUAAAAUGCUACAGACACUCUACGGCAGCAGAGUUUGCAACUAUAACAUUGUUUUAAACAUUCUUGCAUACAUUGUUGCCAGAUGGUUAAGAAAACGUGCACUCUCCUGAGCUCACCUAGGAUACACUUUAACAAAGGGUACGAGAACUAUGCAAUAUUUAUAAUAGAAAUAAAUUGGAAAAUUAAAAUGUCAUGCUCUACCUGAAUCAUGGUAGCUUAAUUUUGACUAGACUGUCCCUUUAAGAUGCAACAAAAAUGCCUUUCAUGUGCCUUUAAAGAAAUUUAGCACUUUUUCUCCAUCAGAUUAGUAAAAUAAUGUGUAUAUGUGUAUGAAGCUAUAAGCAGGGUGUUUAUUUGAGUUAAAGGGACAUGAGGCACAAUUUUUUUCUUUCAUGAUUCAGAUAGAGCAUUCAGUUUUAAACAACGUUCCAAUUUACUUUUUAAAGCUAACUCCCAGUAGUGCAUUGCAGCUUCUAAACCUACAUAGGUAUGCUUUUUAACAAAAGAUACAAAAGAGAACAAAGCUAAUUAGAUAAUACAAGUAAAUUGGAAAGUUGAUCAAUAUUGAAUACUCUUUCAUGAAAGAAAAUAAAAAUUAGGUUUCAUGUCCCUUUAAAGGGAUAGUAAACCCAAAUAUUUUGUUUCAUGAUUCAGACAGAGCAUGCAAUUUUAAGCAACUUUCUAAUUUACUCCUAUUAUCAAUUUUUUUUCAUUCUCUUGGAAUCUUUAUUUGAAAAAGCAAGAAUGAAAGCUUUGGAGCCGGCCUAUUUUUGGUUCAGUAUCCUGGAUAGGGCUUGCUGAUUGGUGUCUAAAUGUAGCAAUCCAAUCAGCAAGCUCUACCCAGGCGCUGAACCAAAAAUGGGCCGGCUCCUUAGCUUAAGAUUCCUGCUUUUUCAAAUAAAGAUACCAAGAGAAUGAAGAAAAAAAUCAUAAUAGGAGUAAACUAGAAAGUUGGUUAACCUCUUAAGGACAUAUGACGGAAUUUUUCCGUCAUAAAACAAUUGAGCAAACUGAAAGCUGUGUCCUUAAAGGGUUAAAAUUGCUGCUCUAGCUGAAUCAUGAAAGAAAAUAUUUGGGUUUCAUGUCCCUUUAAUGUCAAAUGGUUCUGAGAUUCAAUAGUUAUUGUAUGGCAGAAAGCUGCUUAGAAAAUAUAGAAAUGUAUUUUUUAUUCUUAAACUAUUUCCAUAUAAUUCAAGUUUCACAUCUGAAAACAAAUAUAAAGGAUGAAAAAAUAUCACCAAUGUUAUAAACUAUUAAUGUAAAUGAAUAUAAAAUAACAGCACAAUUUAAUGGUUAUUAUUAUUUAUCAUCUGGUUCUUGUAAAGCCUAAAUAAAUGAACAUGUAAAAAAAUCUUUAUAUGGAUAAAUCUCAGUUUAUUAAAUACUGCAACCCAUGUACGUCUCUUUUAAAGGGACAUAUUGCUCAAAAUGUUUUCUAUCAUGUAUGUAAAAAAGCCAGCAGUUAACCAUAUUAAAGGGACAGUCUACUCCAACAAA
This is a messenger RNA of Bombina bombina (fire-bellied toad), 3976 nucleotides long. RefSeq names its product transmembrane protein 204 (gene TMEM204). Lineage: Eukaryota; Metazoa; Chordata; Amphibia; Anura; Bombinatoridae. The coding region runs from base 744 to 1415 and encodes 223 amino acids. The record is from RefSeq and is a predicted model, not a curated record. The transcript is spliced from 3 exons.